Molecule: messenger RNA, 630 nt
Organism: Cylicocyclus nassatus
Lineage: Eukaryota; Metazoa; Nematoda; Chromadorea; Rhabditida; Strongylidae
Source: the annotation of a GenBank genome assembly
AUGCCAUUCCCAUACACGCGUUUCGGUAUGCAUCUCAUUUCGGAUGGCCACCUCGGUGCCGACAAACAGAAUCUGAACCGACGUCCACCAAAGGAUCCUCCGCGUCUACCGCCAAAUCCUCCCAUACGUCCGCCCAUUCUUCCCGCAAAUCGCCUGUGUCCGCCCAUCCUUCCACCGAAUCCGAUUCUACGUCCACCCAUCAUUCCACCUCGACGAGGGCCACCAAAACCACCAAAACUGGAGCCGAAUCGUUGUGCUGCAGCCUCAGCUACCAAUCCUAACAUCGACUGCUCUACAGUAACGGACGUAGAGUGCCGUAGUGAGCUAUGGCGUCCUAUUCUGAUCGAAGAAUGCCCUAACGUCUGUGGACUUUGUACGGCAAAGCGCUACCAGCAGAUACGAGAGUUACUGAAGAAUGGAUCGGAAAUAACGCUGGAGAUAUUGCUGAAACUCGAAAGACCGGACGUAGAAAAUAUGAUCGAAGACUGAUUGUCAAGUUGUUUUCUUUUUGUCUUUUGAUUCUUUAUUUGGCACGUUCUAUGCAUUGCACGCGGCCUGGCACAUGGGGCGCAGUCAAGCUGGAAUCCUUUGAAGAGAAAAGCAAAGGGCUAGUUUUAUGAAAUCAGCGGC